AUGAGUGAGUGGGUGCACUCUUGUAUUAAAUCAGUCAUUUCGUAUGCAGUGUAUCAAGAAACAGGUGGUUUGCCUGUUUACUGUAGUACUAACACAUUCCCCCUGCAGCUUCAGACUGGAAUCUGUAGGCUUAGAGUCUCAAAGCACCUAAAUAUCCCACGUAGUUCUGCUGUGCACAGCUCACCUAUCUAGACCCAGCCAGGCACAGAAAAGUAGGAGGUAAGUGCAGUGUGUGGAAGUCACAAGCAAAUAGGCCCUAUAUUCAUUGAUUUCUUUCUCCCAAAUAAUAGAUUUUGAAUUUACAUGUACCUAUUUCAUUUUUUUUUUAACUUCAACUAAGCUGCUGUUUUCUUCCAUGCAAUAUUGUAUACUCAAUUGUGUACAGAAGAAGCUGGUAAGAGUGCCCUCCUACAUAAAUAAGUAAUUGCUGUGUUUUGCAUGCAAAAUUUUAAAAAUUUAAAUUGUCCUGAUUCUAUUUUGUAAAUGGCAAAACAAUCAUCUUUCUAAGCAGUCAUGGAGGAAGACUAGAGCUUUGUGCAUUUUGAUAUAUUUGAGUUCAUUUUUCCACAAUGUCAUACUUUUGACAUAAUUGGGUUUCUCAUAAGUAUCCUAGUUCAUGUACAUCCGAAUGCUAAAUAAUACUGUGUUUAAGUUUUGUGUUGCAAGAACAAAUGGAAUAAACUUGAAUUGUGCUACA
Castor canadensis (American beaver) is the source of this 697-nucleotide messenger RNA. NCBI's taxonomy places the organism in Eukaryota, Metazoa, Chordata, Mammalia, Rodentia, Castoridae. The record is from RefSeq and is a predicted model, not a curated record.